AGGACAUAAAAAAUGAUAAAUUAGAAAAAAAUAAAAUUUCAUUGGAAGAUAUGUCUACAUUAUACCCACAUCCCUCUAAUAUUUUAUCAAAUAUUUAUUCUAUUGUAACAACCGAAUUAGAUAAAAAAGGAUUAUAUAAAAAAGAAUAUAUCAAAUGCAAAGAUAAAGAACUAUUUUGGAAAUGUAUUCUCACUGUUUCUUGGCCUAAGGAGGAAGUAUUUAACAGUGUAGGAAAAAAUAAAUCAUCAGCUGCAAAUGAUGCAUCAUUAAAGUGUUUAUACUGGUUGCAUAAACAAAAUAAAGUGAUGCAUGGUAAACCAGUAAUAUAUACGAUAGAGGAAAUUAAAGCUAGAUAUAUACAAUCUAUUCCCAUUUAUCUGGAUUCUGAAAUUUUAGAAGAAGUUGAAAAAUUGCUUCAGACAUAUGAAGCGAAUGUGAAAAAUAUUAUCGAAUCUCCUAAACUAAAAGAUGAUAGUUUUACUACACCUGAAAAAAAUAGCCCUGAUAUAAAACUAUGUUUGCCUGACAAUAAGCGUAAUGAAAAUUUAAAAAAAAGAUUAUUGGAAAAGAAUAAUACGAAUGAUGAUCUUCCUAUUUUUCGAUAUCGGGAAGAAAUACUGCAGAAAUUAGAAAAAAAUAACGUUUUAUUAAUUAGAGGUGAUACAGGUUGUGGUAAAACCACACAAGUUCCUCAAUUUAUAUUGGAUUCUUAUGUAAGAAGUGGGAAUGCUACAGACUGUAAUAUUUUAGUAUCACAACCUCGCAGAAUUUCUGCAGUAUCUUUAGCAGAACGUAUUUCUUUUGAAAGAGGAGAACCUAUAGGAGAUGUGAUAGGAUAUUCUAUACGAUUAGAGCAAAAGUAUCCACAGUUUCCUGGUGGAAUACUUUUUUGUACUACUGGUAUUUUAUGCCAAAUAAUACAGGAUAAUCCAAACUUAAUGGGAUACAGCCAUGUUAUUUUGGAUGAAGUUCAUGAACGUGCAUUGGAUAUUGAUUUUCUUUUUGUUUUAUUUAAAAGAAUAAUUCCAAAUAAUCCUUUAUUGAAACUUAUUCUUAUGUCUGCAACCGUUAACACUGAUAUGUUUGUAAAAUAUUUUAAUUGUGAUACAAUUAAUGUAGAAGGUAAAAUCUAUCCUGUAAAAAUGCAUUUUCUAGAAGAUUUUAAGAAUAAAUUACCUCCGUUAAAAACAAAGGCGAAGCCUAAUUUUGAUAAAAGUUACACAAAUAAAGAUAUUAAAUUGGAAAUGAUUCAUUUUGAUGACAUCGUAAAUCUCGUAAAAUGGAUUAUUGAUAAUAAACCACCUGGAGCAAUAUUAUGUUUUCUACCAGGAUGGCACGAAAUUAAGACAUUAGAGGAAUUACUUAAUAACGAUAUAUUACUAAAGCACAAAUUAUUUAUAAUUCCUGUACACUCUAAACUAUCAAUUAUUAAUCAAGAAAGGGUUUUUUCUGUUAUACGAAAACAGAAUACAAAAAUUAUUUUGGCUACAGAUAUUGUUGAAACUAGCGUCACUAUUCCAGAUGUUGUAUACGUAAUAGAUAUUGGUAUUAAAAAUAGUCCUAUGUGGAAAGAUAACAAACUUUAUAUAGGCUAUCAGAGAAUAUCACAAGCAAAUAUACAACAAAGAAAAGGAAGAGCUGGUCGGUUAAAAGCUGGUGAAAGUUAUCACUUUAUAACAAAAAAAGAAUAUUAUAACUUGUGCCCUAAUCCAAUUCCUGAGAUAUUAUGCAGUUCUCUGGAAGAAACAGCUAUAAAGAUUAAAUGUCACACUAAUGAAAAGGUUGAAAAAUUUUGUGAAGAUAUGAUUGAAAAACCUAAUAAGAUAGCAAUAGAGACAGCAAUAAAAACGUUACAGCUAUUAAAUAUUUUUGAUAGUGAUGAAAAUUUAACACCAUUAGGAAAACGAAUAUCAUUACUUCAUGUACAUCCAAUGUUAGGCAAAGCUUUAAUUCUUUCAACAAUUUUUAAGUGUACAGCACCCAUUCUCUCAAUUAUUUCACUUUAUGCCAUUGAUCAAGAUAUUUUUGCAAACAUUUUAUAUAGCAAAUCUUCUAAAAAAGAUAUUAAAAAGGAGUAUCAUGAAACAAGUGACCAUCUUGCUCUAGCUGCAUUAUGUGAUGAAUGGAAAAAUUAUCUUGCUGAAGGUUUUCAUAAAAUUGAUCCCUUCUGCAGGGAUAUGAAUAUUAAUCCUCUUAGAGUAAAAUUAUAUGCUAAAGUACGUAAAAUGAUUUCUAAACAAUUAGAAAGCUGUGGUAUACAAAACCAUUAUGAUGGUUUUCCCUCAACCGAUGACUCAACUGAUGAAUUUGAAAUGCAUCAAAGUAAAAAUACAUAUUGUGAAGAAAUAAUUUAUGGCAUUAUUUUAUCUUCUACAAAUAUGUUACUUCAGUGUUAUAAUAUUUCCUAUUACCGGAAUGUAAAUAAAAGGAAAUGUAAAUUAAAAAAUGAAUGUGAUCAAACAGUUAUAAUAUCACCAGAAAGUGUAAACUAUAAUAAAAACUUUCAGCAUAACUCAUACUUCGUAUAUUUUUAUGGUGCAAAUUUUCAAACCUAUUCUCAUAUGCAAGUAUAUGAUACAAGUAUCUUAUCUCCCUUAACCGUUUUACUUUUUGGUCAAGGUUACAUAGAUAACAAAACAAGUGACAACUCCAAUAAUGAAAUCAUUCUUACGAUAGCGGAAAAGAAGGUCUUGAAAUUUUUGUGCACACCAGAGACAGCAAAAAUUCUUAUCUCAUUUCGUGAAGUUAUUUGGUCUGUAGUAGAUUAUUUUAUUACAGUAAAUGAUCGUCCAACAAAUGAUGAAUUCAAACUUAUGAAUGAAUACAGAUCAGAAUUACUAAAAGUACUUUCCAAAAUGUUAGAUGCAAGGAAUAGUAACAAUGAUACUAAUGAUACGUAUGAUGAUGAGAUACAAUGAUAAUAACAAUAUAAAAUAAUAUAUGUUAAUAAUGGUUAAACAAUAAAGAGACAAAAAUCAAA
Vespula pensylvanica (western yellowjacket) is the source of this 2980-nucleotide messenger RNA. RefSeq names its product ATP-dependent RNA helicase DHX30-like. Gene Ontology annotation, molecular function: ATP binding; DNA helicase activity; G-quadruplex RNA binding. The record is from RefSeq and is a predicted model, not a curated record. NCBI's taxonomy places the organism in Eukaryota, Metazoa, Arthropoda, Insecta, Hymenoptera, Vespidae. The coding region runs from base 51 to 2918 and encodes 955 amino acids. The transcript has 10 exons. Gene Ontology annotation, cellular component: cytoplasm; nucleus; intracellular anatomical structure.